AUGGAAAUCCAAAAAGAGGAACCACCACUCGACCGUGACCUGAUCUUAUCCAGAAUUGACCAUAGUGCUCAAAACCCGGACAUCGGCUUUAUUGAGACCCUUUAUCGAACUUGCACUGCUGUUCUGGUUCAUCUAUGGAAAUAUGGAAAUCGACCAACACCUGGCUCUCGAGAGAACAUCCUUAGAAAGGAUGUCGCGGAUCUUAGCAGGUGGGAUGAAAACUUCUUGCCUGGAAAUCUCGACGCUACCAUUGAGCAAUCACAUCAUUUGAGAAUAAAUGUGAUCGAGAACUUGGUGGGGAUCGGGAAGAUCUUGGUAUCUUUCUCCGCCCCAGCGGAGACUCCAGUCGACACCAAAGAAAAGACCCGCCUCAGAAUAACUCCUCAUCAAGAGUUGAGGACUCAGCUAGAGAAGGCAAAGAUCAUUCUUUCGACAGAAGAACAUUCUGACUCCUGCCCCUCGUCUGAUGACGAGACUUCUGACGAUUCAUGUUCGGAGUCUGAACGGGACCAAAAUCGCUAUGGCCGAUUACAUUGUUACAUCAAAUGCAUGGUGAAUCUUAUACCACUCAUUGACAACUAUCCCAUUGACAAGGCUGAUCAUAAGCCUAGAUUUGCCGAUGCACCUCUUUUCCUCAUAGAGCGGCUAGCGGAGGCGAACUGGGAGAGGUCGAUUCGCCUCCGAGAGUUACAAGAUGAUGACAACGCAGGAAAAGGCAACGAUAUCUCAACUAUUUCCAAGCCCCACCCUUUAUUCCUCGGACGCAGUUUAGGCUCUGUAUACGCUGGUACUGCUUCUUCUCAUAUCUCUUUUACGUCAUCCAGCCAAGAAGAGAGCCAGGAUCGCCCCCGCGUGCCACCAUUACCUGAGAAGGGUGAGCUCUUUCGGUGUAACUAUUCCCCCACCAAAUCGCGCUGGGUCGAGCACAUGAGCGUGACACAUUCAAUCAACUUGUCUGGCCAUCAUUUGACAGCUGAAAUCUCAAGAGCUGAAGAGAAGGUCCUCGAUCCACAAUUCAAGGAUUACAAAUGCCCAUUAUGCUUACAGACUGGCUGGAAGGCCACAAAUACUUAUGUGACUCAUAUGGGAAGACACCUUGAAGACAUAUCGUUGGCAUCUCUCCCACGGAACGAGGGGCUUUUAAGUGACGACAUCUCCGGAAUUGACAGUGCAAGCAACAACCCCACGGACAGACACAACAAAACAAGCUUGAGCAAGCCUAUUCAAGACAAAGUCGUUUUUGAUGGGCUAGACUCCAUUGAACGAGAGGAACUUCUUUCCCUUGCAGAUAAACUGCUCACUGAAACGUCUCCUGAAGAGAUUCAAAAAAUCAAAGCUAAAUUGUCCGCUCUAAGUUUGGAACAGAAAGAGUUCCUGACCCGCAAGGAGGUAGACCCAAUCACCUGUUUCUUUCAAUCUCAGGCAUUGCCUCUGGUUUAUCGAUGGCGAGAGCCCUCUGCGAGUGUGAUUAUGGACUGGGAAAUAGCCAGAGAAUUUCUCGACACCGUGUUUCACACGCGUGUCCACCUCCCUCUUGAUAAUGUAUCUGCCCUGGCUAAAGGGUACCAUAACAAAAUCCAAGCUGAGCACAAAAAUUUUCAAGCUGCGCAGCCUCUUAGGGAUGAGACUCCUUUACCUUCUCCUAUGCUCAGCAGUCUGCAUACUGCCAAUGAUGAGCAUAACCGCAAUGCUGGGUCACUUUGGGUAUGCCCUGAAUGUCACAGGGGAUUUGGUAGAAAGGCUGUAUUCGUCCGCCAUAUGAAAAUACAACAUUACCCCUCUGUGACAUAUGUUUGUCAAGCAGGAUGCAUAAAACGACAUUUCGAUCUCUUGGACCACUUGAAGGAGCAUCUCCUAAGCACGCACGGAAUUCGGACCAGCAGGCCAAACGUUCAGAAGUCUGCAAUUGAUAGGACUUGCCCAGGCAGAUGUGCACAUUGUGGCCGAAAUACUCCUGAUUGGGAGCAGUUUUAUGAAUGUCUUGCAAAUCAUUGUAUGGCCACAAAAUCUUCAGAAGGCUUUCCGUCUGCUCUUCGGCGUCAUCUUAUACAGGAUAUGGGCCUCAAGAAUAUCGACGAACACAAGAACAAGCAAGCCCAGGUAUCGCCUGAUAUUGAGAAGACGCCGAAUGUGAUGAACAAAAGGGAAUUUUUGUUUAAACAAUCCGAGCCUUAUGAUCGUUCUUCGGUCAGAACCGAUGGCAGCUGCAAUCGAUGCGGAAAAAAAAGAUGCCCAUCUGCUAUGAAUCCCACUGCGGCUUCUGGUGAGGUUCAGUCCGAAUCCGUGCCUGCUUUUCGCGCGCGGAAGAAGCUACCCUUCCCUACAGAGCGGAGGCCGCCUAAGCCGGAGUGGGAUCUGAAAAGCAAGAAGGCCUUCCAGGAAGAGGAAUUCUCACAAAGACAAUGA
Messenger RNA from Penicillium chermesinum, 2406 nucleotides. RefSeq lists its product as uncharacterized. The record is from RefSeq and is a predicted model, not a curated record. Gene Ontology annotation, molecular function: RNA polymerase II transcription regulatory region sequence-specific DNA binding; DNA-binding transcription factor activity, RNA polymerase II-specific. NCBI's taxonomy places the organism in Eukaryota, Fungi, Ascomycota, Eurotiomycetes, Eurotiales, Aspergillaceae. The transcript is spliced from 4 exons. Gene Ontology annotation, cellular component: nucleus. Gene Ontology annotation, biological process: regulation of transcription by RNA polymerase II. Bases 1 to 2406 code for a protein of 801 amino acids.